Molecule: messenger RNA, 1952 nt
Organism: Solanum dulcamara
Lineage: Eukaryota; Viridiplantae; Streptophyta; Magnoliopsida; Solanales; Solanaceae
Product: dihydrolipoyllysine-residue succinyltransferase component of 2-oxoglutarate dehydrogenase complex 1, mitochondrial-like
Exons: 15
Coding region: 213-1640 (475 amino acids)
Biological process (GO): tricarboxylic acid cycle
Cellular component (GO): oxoglutarate dehydrogenase complex
Molecular function (GO): dihydrolipoyllysine-residue succinyltransferase activity
Source: RefSeq, a predicted model, not a curated record
ACAUUUCUAGUUUAUUCUCUCACCUCCUUCCGGAAGACAAAAGCAUAGAAUAGUCUGAAUAAGAAAAAAAAAGCAAAGCUGCUACAAGAAGUGCGAACUGGUUCUCCCUUGAGACUUUCCCUCUCUGUUUCCUUUCUCCAUCGGCGCCCUCCUAAACCCUACUCUUUGAUCUUCCUCCAUUGAUUCUUCAGUUUUAAUAGACCAAAUCUACGAUGCUGGGCAUUUUAAGGCGCAAGGUCGCUUCUGGCGCCUCUUCUGCUUCGCGUUUAGGGAAAUCUAGGUAUGCGGUUCGACCUGCAGUGUGUACAUCUAGAAUUUCAUCUGAAGCAACAGAAGAGAUAUUACUUCUUCCUCGACAAUGCGGUCAUGCUCGGCAUUUCAGUCACCUUGUUUUACCUGGAUGCUCAAUGAACUUGAGGCUAGAAAGGGGAGCUGUGGGUAAUCUUCACACAAGUCUAUCACAACAGAUUUGCAGCAGGCCUUUUUGUUCAAAUAGUGGUGAUCUGGUCGAUGCUGUUGUUCCUUAUAUGGGUGAAUCCAUAAGCGACGGCACACUGGCUAAAUUGCUGAAGAAUCCUGGUGACAAAGUAGAAGUUGAUGAGCCAAUUGCUCAGAUUGAAACAGAUAAGGUAACAAUUGAUGUAACCAGUCCUGAAGCCGGUGUAAUCCAAAAGUUUGUAGCUAAGGAAGGAGACACUGUGGAACCAGGCUUCAAGGUUGCUAUCAUUUCAAAAUCCGGUGAGGGUGUGGAGAGUGUAGAUCAUGUUGCUCCAUCUGAGAAGCCAUCUGAAAAAGAAGCUCUGAAGCCACCUUCUCCCGUUCAAGAGAAAAAAGAGGAAGAGAUAAAACUCAAAGUUGAUACAGCUCCUGUGAAGGAGAAGUCUAAGGGAACUUCACCGCCUCCUAAACGCUCUGCUACAGAACCGCAACUUCCACCUAAAGAGCGGGAAAGACGAGUUCCCAUGACUAGGCUCAGGAAAAGAGUUGCCACUCGAUUGAAAGAUUCUCAGAAUACAUUCGCAUUGUUGACUACAUUCAAUGAAGUUGAUAUGACAAAUUUGAUGAAGCUCCGAUCCGAGUACAAAGACACGUUUGUUGAAAAGCAUGGCGUGAAGUUAGGACUCAUGUCCGGAUUUGUGAAGGCAGCAGUUAGUGCACUCCAGAAUCAACCUAUAGUUAAUGCAGUUAUUGACGGCGAUGACAUCAUAUAUCGAGACUAUGUAGACAUCAGUAUAGCUGUUGGAACCCCAAAGGGUCUGGUUGUCCCUGUUCUCCGUGAUGUUGACCGAAUGAAUUUUGCUGAGAUAGAAAAGACAAUAAACGAACUUGCUAAGAAGGCAACUAAUGGAACCAUCUCUAUUGAUGAAAUGGCUGGAGGAUCGUUUACAAUAUCCAACGGUGGUGUCUAUGGAAGUCUUCUAAGUACCCCCAUCAUAAAUCCUCCCCAGUCUGCUAUCUUGGGAAUGCAUUCAAUAGUGAAUCGCCCAAUGGUUGUUGGAGGCGACAUUGUCUCAAGACCAAUGAUGUACGUUGCACUGACAUAUGAUCAUAGGCUGAUUGAUGGAAGAGAGGCAGUAUACUUUUUGAGAAGGAUCAAAGAUGUGGUAGAAGAUCCACGUCGCCUGCUCCUUGAUGUUUGAGGAUAGAUAUACAACCAUCUCUGGCUUUUGAUUUGACUUUUCGUGGUAUACCCAAGUGUUUGUGCAAGCUAAAAACCAGAAUAAACGUCGUCAAAGUUAUUGAGGCCUUUGACAUUGCUUUUGUCCCUGAUUAUUCAAUCAAGUUGCAACCAUCUAUACUUGAGACAUAAAUAGAGCUAUGUAACAAUUCAAUCUUUCCCUUUCCCUGAUUCAUCCUUUUCCACAACUCUAUACUUUUCACAUGAUGCCCAAGGAUUGCUUGAAUAUAUUUCACCAGCUUUAACUGUUUUUAUGCAUUUCAGUUUCAUGUUA